CGGCCCCGGUAGUUCCGGUGCGGCGCGGCCCCGCCCCUGGCGCCGCGGAGCCGAGCGGAGCCGAGCGGAGCCGAACCGGGCCCCGGGCGCCGCACGCAGCCAUGGCCCAGCCCGCUGGGCCCGCCGCUGCCUGCCGAGCUCAGGGAGGCGCCGGGCGGCAGCCCUACAGCAACGGUCCUGUUCAAAAUCAAAUGAUGCAUCCUUCGGAUGCCCAGGGAUACAACCCUGCAGUUCCAGGAUCGUACUCCCAUCCGAAGGUUCCUCCGCCUCAGCCUUCUGGACAGUACAACUACAGCGGCUCCCAGAAUGUUUCCCAGUUCAACAGUUACCAAGGGCCUGGGCAGACUCUCAACAGACCACCAGUGGCACCUCUCUCUGGGUCACCAGUGCAGCAACCAGGUCCCGUACCUCAAGUGCCGCCGCCUGCGUUGCAAAACUCAGCUGCUAUAUCAUCUGCUGGUAGCUUUCCUCCCGGAGCUGGCCCCCCGAUGCUUUCAAACUGGCACUACAGCCAGAGCGCUGUGAGUCACCCGGCCGGGACGCCAACAAGCCACUUGGCUCACGGGACGGGGACAGGGUCAGCUCAGCCAUCGCCCUCGUUAUCAGGAAAUACAAAUCCUCCAGGAAGUUAUCAGUAUGCUGCUUCUCCAGGAGGGCCCUUGCUUCAGAACAGCUUUAUGAAGCCAGGAUCUGCACCUCCACCAGUGACUCAGCCUUUAACUCCUCUCCACCCUCCCGCAAGGCCACCUUUAGGACCCCCACCGGUUGGUGGUCCACCUUUAAUUACGCCAUCGACGCUGACAGCGGGACCCCCUAAUACACAGUCUCUGCUAAAUUCAGCUGCGAAUCAAGAAGGUGAUGCUACAUCUGCUGCUAGCGAUGGGUCCGCGGUCCAAAAUAGCUACGAUGCAAUAGAAGGAGGUGGCCUCAUGGCAACCCCACAUCCUUCUCCUGCACCCCCGAAUCUUAAGAUGAACAGAAAUGUUGGCUAUUCUUACCCUGCCUUGCCACCAGGCUACCAAAAUACUUCACCACCUGGAGCACCAGGAAUGCAAGCAUCUGCUUUGCAAUAUCCAGAUGGAUCAAAACAUUUCCACCAGCCUCCCCUAGGCACUAAUCACUUAACUGCAUCUAUGGGUUCCCUGAGCCUCCAGCAAGAAGGAUUAAGACCCGUGAAUCUUCUUCAAGAAAGAAAUAUUCUUCCUACAACCAUCUUAAAGGCUCCUGUCCCAAACUUGCAUGAAGACAUCCAGAAGCUCAAUUGUAAUCCAGAGUUGUUCCGCUGUACCCUGACCAACAUUCCUCAAACUCAGGCCUUAUUGAAUAAAGCCAAACUUCCUUUGGGGCUCCUGCUUCAUCCUUUCAAAGACUUAUCGCAAUUGCCAGUGGUCACUUCAAGUACUAUUGUGAGAUGUCGUUCCUGCCGGACGUAUAUUAACCCUUUCGUCAGCUUUUUAGACCAAAGGAGAUGGAAAUGCAAUUUGUGCUAUAGAGUGAACGAUGUUCCUGAAGAAUUCAUGUAUAACCCUGUGACAAGAGUUUAUGGAGAACCUCAUAAAAGACCUGAAGUCCAGAAUGCUACUAUUGAGUUUAUGGCUCCAUCUGAAUACAUGCUACGUCCACCUCAGCCACCUGUGUACCUCUUUGUAUUUGAUGUCUCUCAUAAUGCAAUAGAGACAGGAUACUUGAAUACAGUCUGCCAGACCUUGUUAGACAAUCUUGACUUGCUUCCCGGGAAUACUAGAACAAAAAUAGGCUUCAUCACAUUUGACAGCACAAUCCAUUUCUACAGUCUUCAGGAAGGUCUCUCUCAGCCUCAGAUGCUCAUAGUUUCAGAUAUUGAAGAUGUAUUUAUACCAAUGCCAGAGAACUUAUUAGUAAAUUUAAAUGAAAAUAAAGAGCUUAUUCAGGAUCUACUGAGGACCUUGCCACAAAUGUUUACCAAGUCGCUGGAAACUCAGAGUGCUCUCGGGCCUGCGUUACAGGCAGCCUUCAAACUGAUGUCCCCCACUGGAGGCAGAAUCUCUGUCUUCCAGACACAGCUUCCAUCUGUGGGAAUGGGAGCGCUGAAAUCGCGAGAAGAACCGAACCAAAGAGCAACUGCAAAGGACAUACAUCUGACUCCAUCAACUGACUUUUACAAGAAGUUAGCCUUGGACUGCUCAGGACAACAGGUUGCAGUGGAUUUAUUUCUUCUUAGUGGUCAAUAUUCUGACUUAGCUUCUCUAGGUUGUAUAUCAAGAUAUUCGGCAGGUAGUGUCUAUUACUACCAAUCUUACCAUCAUAAACACAACCCUGUCCAGGUGGAGAAAUUGCAAAAGGAGUUAAAGCGAUAUUUAACUAGAAAAAUUGGAUUUGAGGCUGUCAUGAGGAUAAGAUGCACCAAAGGUCUUUCCAUUCAUACCUUCCAUGGGAACUUCUUCGUAAGAUCUACAGACUUGUUGUCAUUACCCAAUGUAAACCCAGAUGCAGGAUAUGCCGUGCAAAUGUCAGUAGAAGAGAGCCUUACUGAUAUGCAGGUUGUUUCUUUUCAGUCAGCCCUUCUGUACACGUCUAGUAAAGGCGAAAGAAGAAUUCGUGUCCACACGAUGUGCUUACCUGUUGUAACAACACUGAGUGAUGUGUAUGCGGGGGCAGAUGUACAAGCUAUCACAGGGCUGUUAGCCAAUAUGGCUGUGGACCGAUCAGUUUCUGCUACCUUGAGUGAUGCUCGAGAUGCUUUGGUCAAUGCAGUGAUAGACUCUUUAUCUGCUUACCGUUCGUCAGUCCUAAGCAUUCAACAGCCUGGUCUAAUGGCCCCCAGUUCGCUACGGCUCUUCCCACUUUAUGUACUGGCACUCUUAAAACAGAAAGCAUUUCAAACUGGGACGAACGCACGUUUAGAUGAACGCAUUUUUACCAUGUGUCAGGUGAAAAACCAGCCCCUCGUUUACCUCAUGCUUAUGACACAUCCCAGUUUGUACAGAGUUGAUAAUCUCACAGAUGAGGGAGCUCUUAACAUAAAUGACAGAACUAUACCUCAGCCACCCAUUCUCCAGCUGUCAGUGGAGAAGUUGAGUAGGGAUGGUGCCUAUCUUAUGGAUGCCGGCUCUGUAAUGUUUCUGUGGAUUGGGAAGAACUGUGGGCAGGGCUUUAUCAGUCAAGUCCUUGGAGUUCCAAAUUAUGGCUCAAUACCACAGAACAUGACACAUCUGCCGGAGCUUGAAACUGCAGAAUCCAUCAGAACGAUAGCUUUCAUUUCUUGGCUGAGAGAACAGAGACCUUUCUUUCCUAUCCUAUAUAUAAUAAAGGAUGACAGCCCAUUGAAAUCGAGUUUUCUGCAAAAUAUGAUUGAAGACAGAACAGAAUCAGCCUUAUCAUACUAUGAGUUCCUCCUUCAUAUACAGCAGCAAGUGAAUAAAUGAAACGCUAGCCUUUGGCUCACUUCUUUAAGGAAAGAUUUUGCAGUAAAGAACACUUGUGCUUAUAAUAUCCUCAUUAAAUCUGUGGCCUGAGGCAGUCGAUGAGUUCUCACUGUGAUUUCAACGAACUAAAGCAAAUAAAGGACCACAUCUGAGAAUCAAACGUGCAACUAUACAUUACACCUUAAAAAUCAAACUAUUGGAACUGGUUGAGCACCUUUAUUUUGCUGCAAAUCAUGUUUUUACUGUAAGUAGUUGCAGCAUGAAGUACAUUUACAAAGGCAAUACUGAAAAGGUGAAAUACAUUUUGUAAAAUAAAGAGUUCUUUGUUGUUCAAAAUGUAUAUUUCCGUAACUCUUUGCUUUUUUUUUUUUUUGCUGCUAAAUAUAAAAACCUCACAAUACUGAUCAUGAUUUGCAGGGAAAUUCUUUGUAAGUGCAUCCAGUGAUCAGAGCAUCUCAAUGUUCAAGUUAAAAAUGCUUAAAGUAGCAAUGAAACAACUGUUCAUUGUGAAACGAACAAAUAUUUUAUGAAACGUAGAAUCCAGUGUUUGGAAUGGAUUAUGGCUAAUAGGACUCAAGGUAAGCUUAACAUGGACAAAAUGGCUUAAUAUUUGAGAGCUUUUAAUAAGUCAGUAUUCACUUUUUU
This is a messenger RNA of Oxyura jamaicensis (ruddy duck), 4049 nucleotides long. It is a transcript of the gene SEC24A, whose product is annotated as SEC24 homolog A, COPII coat complex component. The record is from RefSeq and is a predicted model, not a curated record. The coding region runs from base 102 to 3404 and encodes 1100 amino acids. Gene Ontology annotation, cellular component: COPII vesicle coat; endoplasmic reticulum exit site. The transcript is spliced from 23 exons. Gene Ontology annotation, biological process: COPII-coated vesicle cargo loading; endoplasmic reticulum to Golgi vesicle-mediated transport; intracellular protein transport. Gene Ontology annotation, molecular function: SNARE binding; zinc ion binding. Lineage: Eukaryota; Metazoa; Chordata; Aves; Anseriformes; Anatidae.